AUGGAGGAGGUGGUGUUCAUGACCUACACUGUGGCCAACGACCAGGGGGAGAUUGAGACACUUCACUCUUGGGAGUUGACGCAGGUGAGGAGCGCUGUGUCUCUGUCCCGGGACGCCUCAGGGCGGCCGCCGAUGGAGGCGCUGCCCGGUGAGGAGGCUCUGGCCCUGCAGGAGGCCAGCAGCGGUGUGGUGCGUCUGAGAGCCGGGGACCCUUUCUCUGAGGAAAUGAGCGCUCUGUGGCUGGCUGUCCAGAGUCUGGGCUUCACGCUGGUUUGCGAGCCCCAUGAGAACCUGCUGCUGGCUGAGGGAACCCUCCGCAACCUGACCCGACACUGCCUGGAGCACCUGCACAUGCUGGGGCAGGGGAGCGAGGUCCUGCUGAGGAGCAACCGCAUCGACGCUCUGCUCAGCCGCCUGCUUCCCCAUGGCCAGCUCCUCUUCCUCAACCACCGCUUCGCCCAGAGUCUGGAGAAGGACGUCGCAGCCUACAUGGCCAAGUGAACCCCCGGCCACACCGAGGCACCGUCCACCUGACUUCCAGUGCGACAUCCAUUACUGCGAGCUGCGUCUGCGAGCUCUCGAACAAACAAGUCCACUCUUGUUUACCUCGGGUGACAUUUCUGCGGCGGCGGAAGAAGCACGGACAACUGGCAGCUGCUGUUUCAGAUUACAUGAGGUGGUAAACACACAGAGUGGUAAAUAUUUCCCCCUCAGCCACUCGCAGCUCACUCUUGACUGUUUACUGUGUGGGAGGCUUCAGUUCAAAUCCUGUUUGUCAAAUUGAGGAGUGGAAAGGAGAAUGUGGCAGAUUAGAGAGUGAGGCUGAAGAGGCCAGUUAAUACCUACUCACCGGCAUCAAAGGCCUCCAUUUAUCUAAUUCACCGCACUUCAAAUGUCCACGCGUGACCUUGAACAACCGAGACUUCACCUGUUCCUUUGGACAGUUCUCCAAAUGUGUAAAAGAAUCUGAAAGUGCUCUAUCGUCGAGUCGUGACUUCCAACUGAGCUUCUGUUCCAGGAGAGUGGGAGGAAACCGGAGCAAAGAAAAAUCAAAGUCAAACCGGUUUAACGUCAUUUUUAAAAAAAAACCCAAAUAUGUCGGAAUCCUUGAGACGCCGAGGACAAAGAAAAACGACGGGAGAUGAUGUGAAAUAUUUAAAAAACACAAUGGAUGAAUGAGGACAUGUUGGCACGAAGAACAAAUAAGAAAUCUAUUCCCAUAUCUGAACAUCUGUUGGACUUCUGACAGCGUUCCCCCCCCCUCUCCUCCUGCUCUCAUUAAAUUCUCUUAAACCCCCAGUUUCUGUGUUGGCAACCAAAUCCAAAACUAAACAUGUGGUAUUCAAGGAGAACAAAUCUGUCUGGAUGCCAGCAUCAGUUGCUUUGAUUGUUUCCUUUUUUUCUGUAUUGAAAAAUUAAACUCAAUUCUAGUAUUACCCAAGGCGUACUCUGUGACACUCGAGUACACAGGACGUGUUUUCCCAAAACAAGGCUCAGGGGAUUGAAGAUUAAAGUGAUGAAUCACACACAAAUGAUUUAGAGGUUGUGUUGCUCCCAUGGGGUAAAAAAAACAAAAAAAACACACACAACACACAAACUGAACAUCAGCUGGAUAAGUGAAUCAGGUGAACAAGUUCUACUGUACACCAGCAGAGGGCGAC
This is a messenger RNA of Paralichthys olivaceus (Japanese flounder), 1661 nucleotides long. The record is from RefSeq and is a predicted model, not a curated record. Lineage: Eukaryota; Metazoa; Chordata; Actinopteri; Pleuronectiformes; Paralichthyidae.